CCAAAACAAAUCGAAGUGCUAUUCAAGCGACGAAGUUGACAGAUGAAGUAGUAAACUAGUUUCUGUGUUUGUUGCUGUGUUUAUAGGCUCGAGUUUUGAUGAUUGGCUGUAAACAUAAAGCCACUAUUUAUAAGAACGUAUUACAGUGAUGCUACAGUCAAUCACAUGCUCGAAUACAGUACUGGAGAGAUAUGAGAGCUAGCGAAAAAUAUUGUGUAAAUCUAAAUACUGAUCGAAAUGGUGCCAAAAAGAGAGAUUUCGAAAUUAGCAGUUUUGCGUUGCAGUUACGUGUUAUGUGUUUUGUGAUAUUUUAACCAUGAUGGAAGAAAGUGAGAAGCCGUUUGCCUGCUCAGCAGAAGGCUGCUUAAUGCGUUUCACUAAUGAAGAUCAUUUGACUGUACAUAAAAAGAAACAUGAUAUGGUUCUAAACUUGGGAAGUGCACAAAAAUCAAAUCUUUUCAGUGCUGAUCAGACACCUACUCCGACACGUUUCAUUCGCAAUUGUGAAGAGGUUGGUUUGUUUCAAGAUUUGCAAAAUGUGAACCCAUUUGAAGAAACAUUCAGGAAAGCAUUUGAAGCAUCUAAAGCUGGAAUCACAUUGCCUGAGGUGGAUCCCCUUAGUGUGACUGCAGGUGGAGAUGACACUUUGCACACGCCACAUGUGUUCCCUAACAUUAUUGAAGAUUCUGAAUCUAUUCCAUCUCUUUUGUCCACAGAAUCUCUUGCAAGUGAAAGUAGCAAGAGGUCUCCUGUCAGGCAAGAUUUGGUCCAUUUUAUUAAGAAUUCUUCAGUAACAGAGGAAGAAUUCAAAGGAAAGGAUAAUUUACAUAAUUCUGUUGCUUCGGACUGUUUGGGAAAAGAAAACCCUGAACAACUUCAGGGAGAAAAUCUAAUGCAGUUGGAAGAUGACUCACUCAAUCAGCAAAAUGAGACUGGAGGACUACAGGUUCUGCUUAAAACUUCAGAUGACAAGCUGGUCCAUCUUUCACUUGAACAGUUCGCUCAGCUGUCUGGAUCACAGCUUAUGAUCCCUAUCGUCACAUCUGUAACUUCGGGUGCUUCUGCAACCAGUAAUGAGGACAACAGUCAAUCAGUUGACAUGUCAACAUGUGUUCCAACAGUGUGCAAACCUGUUGCUCCAACUGAUGGAUCUGCACUAGUUAAAAUGAAAUUAAAGCAGACAUUGACAAAUAAUAAUAAUAAAGUAUCCACUACAAGCACUCCCGGUCAGUCAUCUUCAGAGCAGGCUGACCAUACAGCACCUCCAGCAGAAUCCCGUGCACCAUGUUCCACACACAGCCGGACAAGGAAAAGUUCGUCACAAUGUGAUGAUGAUGAGAAAAGGAAAAAGUUUCUUGAGAGAAACAGGGCAGCUGCUAUGCGUUGUAGAGAAAAAAGAAAGUCAUGGAUAAAAGACCUGGAGAAAAGGGCAGAUAUUUUGCAAACUUCUAAUGACCAACUACAAGCAGAGGUCAAAAGUCUUAGAGCAGAAUUGGCUACCCUCAAGGCAUUGCUUUUGCAACAUAAGAACUGUUCUGUUUCAGUUGCCAUGAUGCAGAAUGCCCAUGUAACAGCAGUGGAAGCUGAUUCGACUAAUACCACAACUGUUCAUCAGACAACUGCAGUCUCACGAAUAAGCAUAUCACACCAACCUGCAACAAAUAAGCCUAUAGUUGCUACAAAAAUUUUGCUUUCACCACCCAGCAAUGAACCCAGGCAUAUAAUAUUAUUAAAUAGACCCCCUGUGAAACGAAAUGUGGGCAAUGCUACACCACCUAUCAAGAAAAAGGUAUGUGGAGGAGCUGUUAAACAAAUUGUUAGUGGCACUAAUAAUCAAGUACUACAGCAGGCAUACCUCAUCUCAUCAACAAGUGCAGAUGCAGUACAAGUUGCACAGGGUAACAUAGGCAAUGAGUCUCUUGUACCUGCCAUUUCAGUAGCAAAUGUGCCCACUGUUCCUGAAAUUAUACCUGCAGUGCUGAAAGAUUCAACUGUACCAAGUACAGACUGUAAUUUAGAACUAAGUGAAACAAAUCAACAGCUUGUUUCUCUGUCAUUAAUCAGUCAAUCGGAAGGACAUUUCCCAGCUCUUGUAGUGCCUGGUGUUGCUCUAAAGUCAACAUGUGAUACAGUGUGUGAUACAGGAUUAAACAGCAGUCAAGUAGUAGAACAUAUGAUUGAUAUUGACCCAAGUAUGGUGAGUGUUGAAACUCAUCAAGAGCCCAACAGUAGUGUUGAAAGAGACCAUUCAGAAGAUAGUGACAUUGAAGUGGUGUAUGACUCUUCAUCAAAGGAUGUAAGCUGAAAUUGUUUUGUUGCUUGUUAAUUGUUUGAUAAGCACAGCACUGAAUUGAAUUCAGGACUGCACUUAACAUUUUGUUAAAAAUGUAUAUAAACACAGGAAAAAUUAUUACUCUCUACACUACCCCAUUCCAGUUUAACUAUGAAAUAUAUUACACACAAUGAAGUGCAGAGACAGUUUGGAUUGUGGCUUCAAUUUAUUACAUGUGACCUUUUUGUUUUUGCUGUAAAGAGCUAAUUGUGAGAAUGAUGUGCACUGAUGAGCCAAAACAUAGUGGCCACCUCCAUAAUAGCUUUUUUGCCGAAAUUUCAGAUGAAAUACAUCACUGAUUCUGCAUAUAAGGGACCUGACAGUUUGUAGGUAAGUUUGUGGGGGUAUGUGGCAUUAGAUGUCUCCACACAGGCCAUGUAAUUCGCGUAAAUAAUGGGCUACUGAUUUGCGUACCUGGCGAUGGCACCUGAUAGCAACUCGUAUGGAUUCCAUUGAAUUUACAUCAGGCAAAUUUAGCCACAGACAUCCACAUGAGUUCACUAUAAUGCUCCUCAAACCAUUGUAGCACAAUUCUGGCUCUGAGACAUUGACAAUUAUGCUGCUGAAA
This is a messenger RNA of Schistocerca americana (American grasshopper), 2900 nucleotides long. It is a transcript of the gene Atf-2, whose product is annotated as cyclic AMP-responsive element-binding protein 5. The record is from RefSeq and is a predicted model, not a curated record. Gene Ontology annotation, molecular function: cAMP response element binding; DNA-binding transcription factor activity, RNA polymerase II-specific. NCBI's taxonomy places the organism in Eukaryota, Metazoa, Arthropoda, Insecta, Orthoptera, Acrididae. Gene Ontology annotation, biological process: regulation of transcription by RNA polymerase II. The coding region runs from base 317 to 2305 and encodes 662 amino acids. The transcript has 11 exons.